UCCUCCUCUAUCGCCAACACACAAACACACCAAAAAAAGCUCAUUCUCCUUCCGUCCCUUCUCUUCCCUUCGACGAUGGAUUCCCCUUCUCGCUCUUCCGUCAUCAUUAUAGGCGCUGGCAUCUCCGGUUUAUCUGCGGCGAAAGUGCUGGCUGAGAAUGGAAUAGAGGACUUGGUGAUUUUGGAAGCGACAGAUCGUAUUGGUGGCAGGAUCCGUAAGGAAAAAUUCGGUGGAGUCUCGGUGGAGCUCGGUGCUGGUUGGAUCGUUGGUGUUGGUGGUAAAGAGUCCAAUCCAGUUUGGGAGUUCGCAAAUCAAUCUGGUCUUCGAACUUGCUUCUCUGACUAUAGCAAUGCUCGUUAUAAUAUAUACGAUCGCAGCGGAAAGAUAUUUCCCAGUGGGGUGGCGGCGGAUUCCUAUAAGAAGGCGGUGGAUUCAGCUAUUAUGAAGCUGAGAAGUCUAGAGGCAAGCCAUGUUGGCGAAGUUAUUGAACCGCCUUGCUCACCCAAGACGCCAAUAGAGCUCGCCAUUGACUUCAUUCUCCAUGACUUCGAGAUGGCAGAGGUAGAGCCAAUAUCAACAUUUGUUGAUUUUGGAGAAAGAGAAUUUUUAGUAGCAGAUGAAAGAGGGUAUGAGUAUUUGCUAUACAAAAUGGCAGAGGAUUUUUUGUUUACGUCUGAGGGUAAAAUCUUGGACAAUCGUUUGAAACUCAAUAAGGUUGUGAGGGAAAUACAGCACUCAAGAAACGGUGUUAUUGUGAAAACGGAGGAUGAUUGCGUCUACGAAGCCAAUUAUGUGAUUUUGUCAGCUAGCAUUGGUGUUCUCCAGAGUGACCUCAUUUCUUUUAGGCCUCCCUUGCCCAGGUGGAAAACAGAGGCCAUUGGGAAAUGUGAUGUGAUGGUAUACACGAAGAUUUUCCUAAAGUUUCCAUAUAAAUUCUGGCCAUGUGGUGCUGAAAAAGAAUUCUUUAUUUAUGCCCACGAGCGGAGAGGAUACUACACGUUUUGGCAGCACAUGGAGACUGCAUACCCUGGUUCAAAUGUCCUGGUUGUAACGUUGACCAAUGGUGAAUCAAAACGUGUAGAGGCUCAAUCUGACGAGGAGACAUUGAAAGAAGCCAUGGAAGUGCUUAGAGACAUGUUUGGGCCCAACAUACCUAACGCCACUGACAUUCUUGUGCCCCGCUGGUGGAAGAACAGAUUCCAGCGUGGCAGCUACAGCAAUUACCCCAUCAUUUCAAAUAACCAGGUUCUUCAUGAUAUUAAGGCCCCAGUUGGGCGCAUUUUCUUCACCGGUGAACAUACUAGUGAAAGAUUCAACGGUUACGUGCACGGUGGAUACCUCUCAGGUAUAGAAACGAGUAAAUCUCUGUUGGAAGAAAUGAGAGAAGAAAAGGAAAGAAAAAAUGAGAAUCAAACAUUUUUGCUAGAGCCCUUACUAGCUUUGACAGGAUCGUUAACUCUGACACAAACAGAAACAGUUUCAAAUCUACAUAAAUGUGAUAUUCCCACACAACUAUAUCUCAGUGGCAAGCUUGGCAUUCCAGAGGCAAUAUUAUGACUACAUGAACCCCUGAAUGAUUUCCAAUUUAAUUAUGACGGUGAUGGUGAAAAUGUGAUCAAUGAGACAGAUGGUCAGAUGGAUUUGGACUCAGGAUUCAGUUCAGACACUUAAUGUCAUUCAGAAAGUGAGAUUAAGACAGAAGAAGAAGAAGCAAGAAAAUGGCCAAGGCAUCCUUUAUGCCGCUAAGCCUUCUAGAUCUGUCGUGCCAGUUCCGAUUUCUGGAGGGAAUUGAUUUAGGGAUAUAUAAUGGAGGUACGCUGGAAGAAGAAUUGAGAUAGAGAAAAGUGUGAGAUAUACUUGUGAUUCUAAUUGUACCAUUUACUUAUUUAUGUAUUAAAGAAAAACUUUCUGGUUUAGUUGGUUGAUUCAACUAUUUGCCAGCUUUGAUAGUACUUUCUAAUGGAAAAUUGAUAUGAACUUGAUUCA
Messenger RNA from Manihot esculenta (cassava), 1986 nucleotides. RefSeq names its product polyamine oxidase 1. Gene Ontology annotation, biological process: polyamine catabolic process. Gene Ontology annotation, molecular function: polyamine oxidase activity. Lineage: Eukaryota; Viridiplantae; Streptophyta; Magnoliopsida; Malpighiales; Euphorbiaceae. The coding region runs from base 76 to 1557 and encodes 493 amino acids. The record is from RefSeq and is a predicted model, not a curated record. The transcript is spliced from 10 exons.